This is a messenger RNA of Sesamum indicum (sesame), 2148 nucleotides long. RefSeq names its product rab GTPase-activating protein 22. The record is from RefSeq and is a predicted model, not a curated record. Gene Ontology annotation, molecular function: GTPase activator activity. NCBI's taxonomy places the organism in Eukaryota, Viridiplantae, Streptophyta, Magnoliopsida, Lamiales, Pedaliaceae. Gene Ontology annotation, biological process: activation of GTPase activity.
AUUUUCAAUUUAAGUAUUGGAUUUGGCGGAGAGUAGCUUUAGUCUUCAUUGGGUUUACUUUACUUUCCCUCUCUCUAAACGCUCUCUCUAGAGAGAGAAAAUGAGUAGAUAGAUCAGUGAGAGAAAAGACAGAAACUACCAAUAAAUAGCACAAAACAAGAAAGUGAGAAAAGGAAAGGGAAGCAAAGUUUAUAAAGUGGGAAAAAAACAUUAAAGCAGUUGCUGUUUUCAGUUGGUUGAUGGUGGAAAAUCCACUUGGCGUGUUGCGGCAUCCCAGGGGCAAAUAAGUCAAUCCGGCAUCCUUCCCAUGCUUGCCGCCGGGGCCGCGCCGGUUGCAGCCAUCGGCAGCACCAUCAGUCGGCUAAGCAGAACGGUGUUCAUCAGAGGUGGCGGAGGAGGAGUCUGGAAAGAUGCGGUGGCAAAUGGCGCCGUAAUCCUCGGUUUCACGGUGUUUGCUGGCGUCGCAUUAGCUGCCGUUGUCUUCUACACCGCUAGGGGUCGUCUCAAAUCCCCGUGGUCUCGCAGAAAAAGGAAACGCGUACUCUCACCUCAGCAAUGGAGAAGUUUGUUCACUCCAGAUGGAAAACUCCGUGACAAUGGAGUUAAAUUCUUGAAGAAAGUCCGCAGUGGAGGUGUUGAUCCGAGUAUUCGUGCUGAGGUUUGGCCAUUUCUUCUUGGAGUCUAUGACUUGACAAGUACUAAAGAAGAAAGAGAUAUCAUUGCAACUCAGAAAAGAAAGGAAUAUGAAAAAUUACGGAGACAAUGUAGGCGACUUCUUAAAUAUAGGAGUCCUGGUAGUGGAAGUCUCACGGAAGGCAUGGGUUCCCCCGACUCUGAAGACGUUGUGAGUGCCAGAGAAUCCCUUUCCAGUGAGGAAGGGUUACAGUAUAAUGAGGAAGCAGACCAGCCUACCAGCUCAAUGAUGGAUGGAUAUGCAGGGUCAAAACGAAUUACAGAUUCAAAUAUUGCUUCUGACUCAGAUUCUUUGGACUCUGACUCCUCCGAUGACCCUGAAGUAAGUCAAACUUUCAACUUUACAGUAAGCGCAGAGGAUAAUGAUGCUGACCUGCCCUUAAAGGAGGAUUUGUCUCCCUCGAAAAUGGAAAUCCAGUCAGAACCCUGCAGUAGAGAAGAUUUUGCCACCUGGCAGCGAAUUAUCCGCCUAGAUGCUAUUCGAGCUGAUGCAGAAUGGCAAACAUACUCCCCAGUACAGGCUGCAGUAUCGGAUGCCAAAGCACGUCGUGCUGCUGAGGUCGUUGGAUUGAAAGAUUAUGAUCACCUCGAUCCUGGCAGGAUGUUCCAUGCUGCUCGCUUAGUUGCUGUUCUUGAGGCCUACGCGCUCUAUGAUCCUGAAAUUGGCUAUUGCCAGGGAAUGAGUGAUCUACUUUCUCCCAUAAUUUCUGUGAUGACAGAGGACCACGAAGCUUUCUGGUGUUUUGUGGGUUUCAUGAAGAAGGCCCGUCACAAUUUCAGGCUCGAUGAAGUUGGAAUCAGAAGGCAGCUGAACAUCGUUUCUAAAAUCAUCAAGUACAAGGACUCGCAUCUUUACAGGCACUUGGAAAAACUUCAAGCCGAGGAUUGUUUUUUCGUGUACAGAAUGGUGGUAGUAUUAUUUAGAAGGGAACUUACGUUUGACCAGACGUUGUGCCUUUGGGAAGUCGUUUGGGCUGAUCAGGCUGCAAUUAGGGCGGGAAUUGGGAAGUCUGCUUGGAGCAGGAUAAGGCUACGAGCACCCCCAACCGAUGAUCUAUUGUUAUAUGCAAUUGCAGCUUCCGUAUUGCAAAGGAGGAAACAAAUUAUAGAAAAGUAUAAUAGCAUGGAUGAGAUUUUAAGGGAGUGCAACGCAAUGGCUGGGCAUCUUGAUGUGUGGAAGCUCCUUGAUGAUGCACACGACUUGGUAGUGACCCUCCAUGACAAAAUAGAGACUCCGUUAUGAUGUGUGUCGUAAAAGGUUUCAGUCAGCUAAUUUAUUCAUUUUAAGUAUGGUAGAAAAAAAUGUUCCUAAAAUCUUUCUCCGCAAACAAACUAGGGACAUGCUUUGCGCAAAGUAGCAAAGCUAAUAUGACAGGCUGUUGUGAACGAUGUUAUGUUUGAUGACAAAAUAUUGGUGAAAUUCUAUCCUGCCCAUGGACACUACAGAUUGAAAAA